This is a messenger RNA of Dermacentor andersoni, 4835 nucleotides long. RefSeq lists its product as uncharacterized. Lineage: Eukaryota; Metazoa; Arthropoda; Arachnida; Ixodida; Ixodidae. The record is from RefSeq and is a predicted model, not a curated record. Gene Ontology annotation, biological process: regulation of transcription by RNA polymerase II; developmental process. Gene Ontology annotation, molecular function: protein dimerization activity; RNA polymerase II transcription regulatory region sequence-specific DNA binding; DNA-binding transcription factor activity, RNA polymerase II-specific.
ACCGCGUCGUGCCAGCCGGAGCGUGAAAAACAUCGGAGCGGCUGGCGCCCGCCGCGAUAUUGCAGUGGCAGCGUCAGCGCUCCCCUCGCUCCUCGAGGACGUGGCGCUGUGCCCUCCGAGGAAACUCGCCGUGUGAAAGUAGCCGUGCACAAAUCGGGGGCUCGCUGGCACCUUCUGGCCGACGGCCGUGGCUGCUGUUUUGUCUUAGCUGCGUUUCUCCUGGACUUCCAAGGGGAAGGCGCGCAAAGGUGGGGGCGCGCUGGCGCGGCAACUCAGCGCGCUGCCCUAAUGGCGUCCGCUCGACUUCACCCCGCACCGCCAGCGUUUGUCGCACCUGACGGAGGAGGCGGCGGUGGCGUCAGCGGAGCGGCAACGACUGCUGCCGCGGCCGCCGCUGCGGCGGCCGCGGCAUUCCUCGACCUGUCGAGCCACGUGGAGCUCGCCUCGUACCACGACUUCCGGCUCUCCGAGCUGCGCGCCGCCGGUGCGGCAGCCGCGGCGGCGCACGGCUUCGGCGGGCCCUUGGCGCCGUACGCGUUCGAAGCCGGCAGCGGCGGUCCGCCGCCGGACGCCUUCUCGCCCCUAGCCUGGGAAGGCCUGGGCGCGCCUUCGGCGGCCGCGGGUGCCUACCAGUCGGCGUUCGAGUUCGGGCCCUUCGGUAUCGGCGGACACCACUCGGCGGGAGGAGGCGCCGGCGUGUCGGCCCCUUCGUCGGGGUCUCGCUUCCCGGCCAUGACGGUGCAGGGCAAGAGGUCACCCGCGGGGGCUGCCCAGCAGAACGGCUUCGCGUGCCCGCCGCACGGCGGCAGCGGGAAGAGCAAGCCGCGGCGCCGGGUGGCCACCGUGGCUCAGCGCAGGGCGGCCAACAUCCGAGAGCGACGCCGCAUGUUCAACCUCAACAGCGCCUUCGACAAGCUGCGCAAGAAGGUACCGACGUUCGCAUACGAGAAGCGGCUGUCCCGCAUCGAGACGCUCCGCCUAGCCAUCAUGUACAUCGCCUUCAUGACCGAGGUCGUGGGCUGCUCCAAGGACGACGCCGAGCCGUGCGCGGAGGACGCAUUAGUUGCACCAGCUGGCACCGGUAGCGUCGCCGGCUUCCCUCCGCACCACCACCAUCACCACCACCAUCACCACCAACUCACCGGGGAUGUGCCGCUGGAAGACGCGGCACUCUGGGGCCCGGGGCGGCCGCUGGCUGGAGCCGCGGGCGCCGAUGCCCUGGGCCAUUUGUGCCCAUCCUCGAGGCAAGUGUGACCCCUGACGCUGCUGGAGCCGGCUGCCUACGUGUUUCCCAGGUGAACGCAGACAGCCUCGGUGGCCAGCAGCGGUGGCGUGAGCGAGGCCGAAAGACACACUGCAGGGACGGUGUUGGUUGCGUGUCACGUGUUGCGAUAGUGUCGUGACGCCACGGGCACCACCGUGUGCCAGAAAAAAAUAAGAAGCUCUCCACUGGCAAUGUUCGUCAAUAUGUGCCGGCGCCGCCGACUGUGUGAUACGAAAUUCUGCGUUAGAGACAGUCGUGCGCCUAGGACACAUUGAAUGAAGUGGUCCUUGGAGCAAGAAUUUAUACAAGCCACAGUGACCCCGUGGUGAGGACGUUGACUGCAUGCUUUGUACGCCAGUGGUUGUUUGCUGCAAGCCUCAAUUUGUCACGUCAAAAGUCUGAUGGCGAUACCAGCGCAGUUUAGCGCAUCUUAUGCUAAUAGACUGAUAAAUUGAAGCGGCCCUUGUGAGCGGCAGCUGAAUACCGAUAGCAUGUAAACUAAACGUGCAAUUUUGCUAGUCACUUCGUUCAUAAAGAGAGUUAUAUAUUAUUGCCUGAUAUUCAGAGAAAUCUUGCAAUCAUUACCAGCGCAAGUUUACCGUAACGACAACGUUGUCACAUGGUGGCUCAGUGACUGGAAUUAUUAAGUACGUCUAAGACAAUUACGCUUUGAUUUUAAGGGCCCUGCGAAGAAGUUAUACCACUGAGAAUCUCGACGAGAAAACUUGAUGCUACCACCCAUUCUAUUUAUUUCUUUCUUCGCGACGCUUUGGGCAUGUUUGAGACGACAUAAGCUUGUGAAACUACACGAGGUAUAGCGGUCACAGGUCCAGGCUUAACUGCUGAGUUAAAAUGAGUCUUAAAGCGCCCCUCACCAGGCCCCAUAGCAAAUUUCGGUUAUGCGCUGGAAGUUGUUACGUCUCUUCUAGAGAGCGUUCUACCGCGAAAAUGUUUCAAAUCGGCUCAUUAAAAGCCGAGAUGUAAAUAUUCCAGUGUCGUGAACCGGAGGCGAGCUUCACCGCAAACCUAAACGCUCUCUGCACUUGCCCGUCUAGCCUCUGCAAUCGAAAUUCCUUCCCUGCGUUCUGCAAUCGUGGAGUUACGUCACGGGCCCCGCCUUCAUUUCUUUCUCUUCGCUUUUUUGCGGCGCGGCACACUUCUGCUGACGGCGUCGCGUGCGAGCUGUUGUUGUUGUCUCGUUUCGCGCAGCGCAUGAUUUUGUGCGCUUUGCACCAGGACACCAGACUAUCGGUAUAAGUCUACACUACACGAAUAAUGAGGCAGACAGAAGCGGUUUACAGAGCAUGAUCCCGCGCUGGAAUACGGUAGAAAAGGACAUAGUUUGGGUGUCUGCGCGCGCGACUGCACGACGUGGGAACAAGCAGACGAAACGCAAGUGCAUCUUUCUUGUUGCGGCGCGAAGUAAAACAAAAGCAUGCAGACAUUCGGUUUCUGUGUUUUAUUUUUUCUCUGAGCCUUAAUUCGUCUAUUUUAGCAACAUCUUACACAAAUAAGAGAUGUUGCCUUUAAUAAUUCUAGAAUUCACGUGUCACUGCGAGCGACGUCGCAGCACAAACACGCGUACUAGGCGCACUAUCACAUGUACGUCAUCCUCCGGCUUGGAGCGUGGCGGCCGCGAGGGGAGGGGAAACGGCGUUCAGUUUGAAAUUUCAGAUCUUUCCGCUGCGCGUAGCGAUGUAAUACUUUGCACACACGAUCCUUAUCGCGCAUACAAUCUGCGCUUGUCAGCUCAAAAUGGCCAGACCUGGUGAGGGGCCCUUUAAAAGCACCUAUAAAUUUUUACACGCGCUGUAACGAAGGCCUUGUAUACACGGCGAAAGAUCAGGCGUUUUUGAUUCGGCUCAUGAUGUCGCAUCUCACGUCACGUCUUUCGCGGAGUAGGUGACUGCGCAGGAGCUUAACAUGGCUUCGCCACUACAGGAAAUCGCAUUCGCAUAGAAGGCUGCUGUGCUUACAGAUGCGCCAGCCUUCAUGUCACCUUGCUUUAUAGAGGACCAACGAGUGCAAUCCGAUGUGCUCUACGAACAGCGAAUAAAAAAGAAAUUGUACACUAUCGAGAAGAAACAUUCGGAUAGCAGCCAUCGCAGAAUUACUGUCGGCGUUAAUGUGAUUAGCAUAGAAGCAAUGCAGUGACUCUCCGCUUCGCCACUGCCGAAACGCGUCCUCUGCGAGGCGUGGGCUGCAGCUCCGCUUGUCUCUGAACACGCUGUGCGGUCCGGCGAUGCUGCCGCACAUCCGCACCGGGCGCGCGUCUGAAUCACGACGUACUGGUCCGAACGUACGUAUAAUCAGACAAGGAUGUCGGAAUAUACGAGACGCGCGUUCCAUUUCGCACAGCACAUGAGUAAUUCUAAAGGAUUCGUUUGGCAAUAAAGAGUGGCCUGUACCCAUUGGCACAUAUCUAUUAACCCAAAUUGGCGCCAAAGAGACAACCAGAGGCACCCAGUGGCCCAUAGGCAGCGAACCAAGUUGGCGUGAAACGAGCGCAUUUAGAUGCAGGCACUGAUACUGAGGAGCGUGGCAAGUAGUCUAAGAAUGCUAAUCGCAUUGAAAACCAGUGAAAGUGGGCUCGUGUUGCUUUACGUUAAUUUCGCACUAAUUUUCCGUCAACGUUGGUGACUCGAGCUCCAUCAUGGUACGAUCAAUAAAAACUGGAUGAGCUUUCAAACAUAGUGUUUCGUAGUUACGCGCAAGAUAGAACCCACAGUGCUAAGCUUUCAUCUGAACCUAAGUUAUGUGUUUGCAUUCUGCCAAGUGUUUACUACUGAACUGAACAUAAGAAAUAUGCGUCGUGUGAACAACUUCGACGAAGCAACCCUUGCUUGUGAGCGUAAAAUUUCAGCAGAGCUUUACAAUAAGCGGUGAACAAUACCUAAGACAGUUGGCGCAUUACGUAAGUCAUGUGACCCCAUCGUAGCACAAUGUGUCGGAAGAUCACUUGACUUUGUUGAACUAGGCGAAAUGUUGUGAACGAAUAAUUGACUGUUAAACGAGCCAUAUUGCCUUCUCAAUUCACCGAAACUUAUCCAGGAAUUGAUGACGUCUGGCUUUAGCAGUGGUUCCUUUUUGUGUGAGUCUUUAGUGUGGGGCUGUUGGCGAUGUGUACAGCGCAUUUUUGGGCAAUAAUAAGCUACUAGUCCGAACACAUAUGCUGCGAGCGCUCGCCCAUAAGCUAUCCACGCUGAUAGCACUGCGAGUGGUUGACCAGAAAUGUGUGCAUUUAUUCAUAAAGACUACAUAACCUGAAACCCAGUGAAUUGUUUUUUAAAACCAUUUCUUGUGUACAGCGAACCAGAUCUUCUUUCGAGGCUGCUUACUAGGCUACUUACUUUUUGACAGCAGCUUUCUGACUGCAAAAUGUUUAUUGUCAUAGCUGCGGGAUUCAGCAAAAUUAUUCCUGUCGAUAUAUUUUUUUUUCUUUUUUGCUGUAACCGCAGAUAAUGAUGCAACCUAACUCACCAAUUUGACAGUGAACGGGUGUGUAAAACUAUCACGGUUUACCGAAGAGAAUGGGAAUCAAAUCGAAAAACAAUAAAUGACAUUGAAUUGG